CAGAGACAUCUCGACGGGCUUUUGGUGCCUCGGGGGUUGUUAUUAUGUGAGCGACGACAAGCACGAGCACAAGCAGCGAUGCGCGGGACUCUGCUCUCCAUCUUGGCGCCCCUCUUGGCCUCUGCCCUCCCGAUUCCGAGCAUGCCAUACCAACCCUCUACAGACAUUGAGAUACUCGACUUUCAUUGGGAGACGGCAUGGACGCAAUUCGCGUGGAAGCAUGGAGAGCUGACGACUCCGCUGGUCUUCGAGCUCAGCGUCAAUCCCGUCCAAGACUCCCCGUUGACCUCCAACAUCACCAUCAACCAACAACAGCUCGACAUCCGAUGGACCAAGACUGCGGACAGCAACACUGCUUCCUAUGCGACCAUUGACCUCCCUAUCACCCACGUGCUGGCCAUCGAGGAUAAGCGCGGCGAACCUCACGCUGUGAACGUCACCGUGACGGGUUUCAUACGCUCUACUUACCCAUCGUACCAUCUCCCCGAGCCUGAAGAUCUACAACAUCUUCAGCUGCAUGUCCUAUCUGUCGAUGAUCACGCCGUUAAGCACUUCGAACUGGGCCUCGUUGUGCAGCCGGAUUCUCAAACCCAUCGCCUGCAAAAGCUAUUCCACAUCAGUGACAUGCAGCCAGGCAAGCUGAAUGGUCAUUUGACAGAUAUCAUCACUUCUGAACCACUACUUGAUGCAACACUAUUCGAACACUAUCGGCAUGCUGGAGAUGGCGACCUCGACAUCGAAGCUGAGCUGGAGUCACUACUGCUUCUGGAGGCCGAAGCAGGUGAUCUGAAUUCCAAGAUCGCCGCCAAGAAGCAAGCCAUCGCACGAUGUCUGAAAGACCACCGUGAUCAGGCCACUUUAGGCCACCUGCUUCGAGAAUGCGACGGCAUUGUCUGUGCGGCGAAGGUGAUCGCACAGCGCAUCUGUGAUAAGAUGGGAGUCUUGAAAGAGCCAGACUUUCAAUACGUGAAGAUGAAGGACUCACAAAAUCAGCGCCUCAUUCAAGUCGAUGAAGAUCGCAACAGCACAUCUCAAGCGGCCAGAAUGGCAGGCAAAUUCCAGCCGGGUCCAGAGAAGCACAACGACGCUACGCUGUCCGGAGCCAGGUACUUUGCUCUUCACACCAAUGGCGGGGCCGUACAUGUAGUCUAUCCACAGAACGUUCUAUUCCGGGUGUUGAGCAUUAUUGCCGGUGUAUUCGGUCUGACAGCACUUUUCUCACUCAUCCGAAGAAAGUGCAUGUCUGCACGUAGCAAGGUUGAUCGGCUUGCAGCUCAAGAAGAACGACGUAAUGCGCGAGCUUACCGAAAAGCUGCUCGCCGUGCGGAGAUGCGGCGACGCUGGAACGCUUUCAUCUCCUCUAUCAGCUGCUUUACGCCCCACCAAGAAACGCCGAGAGUUGAAGACUACGAGGAGAAGCGUGCCUUGAUUCUUCAAGACGCUUUCUUGGAGCAAGAUAUGGAAGCUGCGGAGAAAGGCGAAGUGAUGGAGGCUGAAAUUCGAGAGCUGAGACAUGCUCACGAAAUAGUGUCUGGUUUGGUCGGAGUGGACGAGCACAGAUAUGAUAUGAGGGUCCCCAUGAGUCUGCCCAUCCACGAUCCGCCACCACCGCUCGUGCCCCUUGCAUACGACUCAACUGGCCGCUCUCGUGCGAGCACUGGAACUUUACCAUCGUAUACCUCUGAGAUUCUGCCGGAUUAUAGGUCGCGCAUGUCCGUCGCAACUUCGAGCAGCAUCCACGACGGAUCGACGAUCUAUUCUCCCACAACUUCAUCAGCGGAUGAGGUUUUCACUGCUCCCGCGACGGGAAGCACGCCUCGCUCUUCCAGCCCAAGCGCUGCUAGCACCGGCGAGCGCGGAACUCGAACGAGCCGAGUCAGUCAGCUCACGACCAGCAGUCGGCUCACUCGCUACACGCCGACGAGCAGCGUCGUUGAGGUCUCACCACGCUGCAGUGAGGACACUCUUCGAACGGCUCACUGGCGUCAAUCUACGCAGUCAACCAGGCGGUCUCGGGACACGAACGACUUGUAAACAUAGACUUUCUUUACGAUUUCAAGAGCGAUGAGCUUGUGGAUGUAAUAAUGGAAAUCACGGAGGCGAACUACGCCACUUUCAGUCUUCUUGUGUAUGACGCUGUGAGAAGGCUGAAAGGAAAUGGGUCUCAUGGCCCCAAGAGAGUGCACUGUGAAAGUGCUUGUGAAUUAGCAUAUAAAGACACAUCACAAAGUGUCUGCGUCGACCUUCGUAUGGCGUCUCACUUCUCCUAU
Messenger RNA from Pseudocercospora fijiensis CIRAD86, 2270 nucleotides. RefSeq lists its product as uncharacterized. Lineage: Eukaryota; Fungi; Ascomycota; Dothideomycetes; Mycosphaerellales; Mycosphaerellaceae. The record is from RefSeq and is a predicted model, not a curated record. The coding region runs from base 79 to 2034 and encodes 651 amino acids. The transcript is spliced from 3 exons.